GCGGGCGCGGGCGGUAGGUGGCGGGCGCACAUGUCAACACAGGAGGCUGGCGGGGCGGUCAUUGCUCAACCACCAACAUUCAGCCUGCCGUCCUCACGUCCUCUGUUGCAGAUGCGAAGAAGAGGCAGGGCGAGGACCAAAUAUGCACUUUUCCAUACCAGAUACCCAGGAGUGUAAAGAAGACACGGGGAGCACCUAUGUAGCCUACAACAUUCACAUAAAUGGAGUGUUUCACUGUACAGUUCGAUAUAGACAGCUAUAUAGCCUCCAUGAACAGCUCAGGAGAGACCUAGGGGGGUCAACGCUCCCUUCCUUUCCCCCAAAGAAACUCUUGCCCUUAUCUCCUACUCAGACAGAAGAGCGAAGAGUCAGUCUGGAAAAGUACAUUCUUCAGUUGAGCCAAGAUCCUCGUGUGCUAAAUAAUGAUGUGUUCAAUGGUUUCCUUGUGUCUGCCCAAAAUGAGACCCAGCGGGCUGGGGGGGGCCAAGACGAGGUGCCAAUUGACAUUUACAUGAUGAGUGGCCAGAAGGUGACACUCAGUGUUCCACCCACACUACAAACAGAUGACCUUCUUGAGAAAGUAUGCAGUCACAUUCACCUUCCAAAUGAAUUGGUUUACUACUUUGCUCUAUUCCUUGUUAAAAAAGAAGAGAGUGAUCUGAUUGUUGUGAAACGACUGCAGGACUUUGAAAGUCCCUACAUUUCUCAGAGAUGCGUCAAAGGCAUGCACAGGAUAGUUCUAAGAAAGAAUUACUGGGACCCUACUGUUGAUCUUGAUGUGAUGGGAGACCGUGUUGGAUUGAAUCUCCUCUAUGCCCAGACUGUGCAGGAUGUAGAGCGAGGCUGGAUCUUAACUAAUCGUGAAAUUCAGAGACAAUUAGCAGCACUUCAAGCUAAAGGAGCCAAAAGAGAAUACCUGGACCUAGCGAGAACACUAAAGUACUAUGGAUAUCUACAAUUCCAGCAGUGCACUUGUGAUUUUCCCAAACCAGGCACUCCUGUUUUGAUUAGUGCCGGGAACAGAGAGCUUAAUUUUAGAAUUGAGUGUGAAGAUGGUUCUGUUAAGGAGGGCAACUUCAAGGUGACUCGCAUGAGAUGCUGGAGAAUAACAGUACAACAGCCAGUAGAGGGGUCAAGCAGUAGUAGGACCAGUUCCACUAGCAACAGCAGUAAUAGUACCAGCAGCACCACUAGUAGUAACAGCAGCAGCAGUAGAAGCAGCUGCAGUAGUCUGGAGGGAGGUCGUCAUGUCAACUUGGAACUAUCAUUUGAAUAUUUGAUGAGUCGUGAGGACAUGCGUUGGGUGACUGUCACCAGCCCCCAAGCCGUCCUCAUGUCCAUGUGUCUACAGGGCAUGGUACAAGAGCUUCUCACUCACAAGCGUGGUCAUAAAGUUAAGACGCCAAGUGAGCGUGUUCGAAAGGGAAGCCUGUCCUACAUGCGGCGAGAUGGCAGCAGUACACAGGUUACUCUAAAUCACACCGGAGAGAGUCUACCAGUGGAUGGCAGUACACAGUCCCCAAUAGGUGAGUUAUCCCUAAGACGUCUCAGUGAGCGCCUCAGUGACCUAAACAUCCUCGACAACCGUCCGUCCGCACCAGCUAAAUCCAAUGGAAGAGCCGAGCCAAGCACUGUUGAAAAUGAUGCAUUUGAUUCGAUUUGUGAUGAUAAUAUAUAAUAAGGAUGUGGAUAUAAACAAGAUAUUAAUUUAUUAGAAUUGUUGAUAUUGAAAAUACAGUAAAUAUAUCAGUAGGUAUUAGAAAUAAUGAAAUUAGUUAGCAUUAUUCAUUGACACAAUUGGAGUAAAAAAAUAUUUAGGUGUAUGAAGGCUGGCUCAUUAUGUCAGGAAAAAGGGUUAUCUUUUGAGACUGGCUUGAUAAGCGGGUGGUGCUCAGAUCAAAAGUUGAAUAUGCAUGUAUAUUUGAAAUAUUGACCAUGCCAUAUCUUGUUCUGCUGUGGAAAAAUGAACAUUGCCUAACCUUACACUGUGUGAUAAAAAAAAAAUGUAUGGACAAUUUUGAACUGUAUAUUCCGUACUUGAGAAGUAUUUUAUGGUACACCAAAUGGGUAUGGCUGUAUAGUUUGCUAAGAAUGACAGAAAUGUACAUGUGUGGCAAGGAUUAUAUAAAGUGUUAAUAGUAAGUUAUUAAAGCCAUUUGCUUCUCUGACGAUUCUGCCUUUUAAAAUGGAGUGCCUUCAUCAUGACAUUAGCCUCGACUGAGGAAAUUUAAUGAUGAACUCCUUUGGGCUUUUUUGUUUUCUUUAUUGACAUUAUACAAGAAC
Molecule: messenger RNA, 2283 nt
Organism: Procambarus clarkii (red swamp crayfish)
Lineage: Eukaryota; Metazoa; Arthropoda; Malacostraca; Decapoda; Cambaridae
Product: sorting nexin 17
Biological process (GO): intracellular protein transport; signal transduction; endocytic recycling
Cellular component (GO): early endosome
Molecular function (GO): phosphatidylinositol binding
Source: RefSeq, a predicted model, not a curated record